Messenger RNA from Dermatophagoides pteronyssinus (European house dust mite), 3171 nucleotides. RefSeq lists its product as uncharacterized. The record is from RefSeq and is a predicted model, not a curated record. Lineage: Eukaryota; Metazoa; Arthropoda; Arachnida; Sarcoptiformes; Pyroglyphidae. Gene Ontology annotation, cellular component: cytoplasm; neuron projection; synapse. Gene Ontology annotation, molecular function: mRNA 3'-UTR binding; zinc ion binding; translation factor activity, RNA binding. Gene Ontology annotation, biological process: negative regulation of cytoplasmic translation.
AUCCAUCAUCAUCAUCGUUCGUCAUCAUCAAUAAUCGAGCUUUUUCCAAUCACCAUCAUCAUCGUCAUCAAUGAUAAAUGGUCAUAUCUGAUGAUCACCAUGAAUAUCGAACGUAUUGAUUGAAUUGAAACAUACAUUUUUCUUCAAAAGAAGACGACAUUUUUCAUUUAAAAAUCAUUUUUUUUUUCGUUGAAAAUUUCAAAAUUUCCCUUGAAUCAAACGACAACAGCAAAAUGCCUACAUCACCGAUUAGUGAUGUAAAAAAAAUCAAUAUGAACAAACGACGUUCAUCAACAACAACAACACUUACAUCAAUGGAUAGUACUAUACUGGAUUCUAGUCCAUUAUCAAUGGAUUCUGGUUUUGAAUCAAAUUCAUCAUCAUCAUUCAUAUGUGAUUCUAUAAUGUCACAAAAAUCCAAUAGCGAAUCAUUAAAAGAUUAUCAAACAAAAUCAUUUAAUCUUGAUGAUAGUUUAAAAUUAAUUGAACAAUCAAAAAAUUUAGAUGGACCAUCAUUAGCAUUGGUUAUAAAAGAAAAUCAUGAAAAUUAUAUGAAAAAUCUGAAUCUAAUUAUUGAAACAUUUAAUUCAAAAUUUGAUUUAAAUAAUAACAAAUCGAAUGAAUCCACUGUUGCUGAUGAUAAUGCGGUUAAUGUUAAAGAUGGUAAUGGUAAUGAUGAUUUGAAGAUGAAUAAUCAUCGUCGACGUUCAUCAAUGACAAAUGUAAUGAUGAUGACAAAUUCGAAUAGUAUCGAUAGCAGUUCAAGCAGCAGCAGCAAAUCGACAAAUAAUCCUAAUUUGAAUAUUGGACGUAGAAAUUCAACACAAUUACCAAUUGGUACUGAUCGUUUUUUACAAUAUAAUCAUCAUCAACGACAACAACAACAAUCGCAACAGCAGCCACCAAAACGUCAUUUUCGUUUUCCAAAUCUUUAUUCAAAAUCUGCACCAAUUUCGGAUAAUUGUUUUGGUCAAGAUCUAGUUGAUAAUGAUAAUUAUGAAUGGCGAUUAGGUAAUAAUAAUUCACAUUCAUUUCAUUUAAAUCCAAAUGCAUCAAAUUUUUCACCAAAUGAUAAUGAUGAUAAUUGUCAAUCAUCAUCAUCUUCUUCAGGCAAAAUUGGUGAAAAAUUCAUUGGUAAAAUGGAUAAAGGCGCAUUGUUUACAUUGAAUGAAACAUUUUUUGAUCGAAAAGAAUUGGUUUCAAAAACAUUUUUUCAUCAAAUGUUGGCUGAAACUGCUGAAAUCCAAGAUGAUGAUAAUGAUGAUAAUUGUCAAUAUUCAAAUCCAGCAUUUCCAUAUAUAAUUAUAUCGGGUACAGAAAUGGAAAAUAUACAACAUUCAACAAUCAAUGAUACAGGUUUGGAUUCAACAAAAUCAUCAUCAUCAUUUAGUGAUAUUGUUGCUAAAUCAUUACCAUUUAAUAAUGAUAUUAAACAACAACAACAACAACAACAAAAGCAACGAUCAUUGACAACUAAUAUAACUGGUGAUUUUUCUUUUCAUAAUGUAUUGGGCAAAGGUUCGAUCAAUAAAAUUAUUGAUAAUAAUGAUGAUAAAUUGAAACAACAACAACAACAACAAUCAUCAUCAUCAUCAUCGGAUACUGUAAAUCGAUCAAUUUUUGGUAACAUUCAUGGUCUUAAUAAUUUGAUUAAUCAACCGGCUGUUGUUGUAAAUGGCCAUUCAAAUUUAAUUGUUCCUUAUUCAUCAACAACAACAACUUCUUCUUCAUCAUUAUCAUCAUCAUCGAUUACAUCGAAUUCAAAUUUGUUAACACAACAACAACGAACUAAUAAUCUUAAUGCAAUUGCAUAUGCAAAUGAUGAAUUAGAAAUUCGUGCACGAAAACAUCGUGAAGAAGCUAGUCGUGUUGAUCAAUGUCAAUCAAUAUUUUCUAUUAACCGAUUUGAAUUCAAACCACAAACAUUGGUAAAAUAUUCGGUAAAAGUAUUUCUUGGUGGUGUACCAUGGGAUAUGACCAAUGAAGAUAUGUUGGAAGCAUUUCGUCAUUAUGGUGUUUUAGCCGUACAAAGACCGGGUAAAGAAGUACGACCAAGUCGUUCAAGUCGUGAUCUAAGUAAAGCUGGUUAUUUAUAUCUUAUAUUUGAUGAUUCAAGAUCAGUUGAACGUUUAAUUGCUCAAUGCAAUAUUGCAUUCGAUAGUGAAGGACCGAAAUAUAUUUAUUCAUUACAAUCAAAACAUUCAAGAAAACUUAAAAAUGUUCAAAUAAUACCAUGGGAUAAAAAAGAUUCUUCACAUUAUCGUACUGGAUUUCAUUAUCAUGGAGAUACAUUGGCUGAUAACAAUAAUAAUGAAAAUAUACAUUCAUCAAUGAUUGAUGAAAGUCGUAUGGUAUUUUUAGGUGCAUUACAUGGAAUGUUAAAUUCAAGAUCAAUUUUUGAAGCUUUACAACGAAUAUUUGGUCCAGUUGAUUAUGUUAUACUUGAAACUGAUCGUUUUGAUUAUCCAAUGGGUUUCGGUAGGGCACAAUUUUCAACAACAUCUGCUUAUCAACGUGCUAUUAAUGCACGUUUUGUUAAAGUAUUAUCGUUGCGUUUUAAGAAAACGAUUCAAAUCGAUCCAUAUCUUGAAGAUCAAAAAUGUUCACAAUGUUAUUAUGAAGAUGGACCGGUUUAUUGUUUUGAAUGUCGUGAUUAUUUUUGUCGUGUAUGUUUUACAAUGAAACAUAGUGAACCGGGUAAAGAAUUACAUAAAAUAUUGAUGAAAAAAGUUUCAUCAACAAUUUCUACAUCAAAUAAUAAUAAUUCUAUUAUGGCUUCUGCUACUGCUUCUACUUCUUCUUCUUCGAUGAAUCCUGCUAUCGCUGCAAUUGCUUCAAAUAUCAAUACCGGUAUUACAUCAACAUCAUCAUCAUCAUUAUCAUCAUCAAUAACCGCAACAACAGCAAAACUUUAUUGAAAACUUUUUCUAUUUUCUUUGGGCCUAUUUCCGAGUGUGUGUGUGUGUGUGGUGUGUGUUUUUUUACAAAGAAACGAACGAAAGUGAAUGGUGGAUGUUUGUGUGUGUGUGUUUGAAGAUUUAACGAUUAUAUAAUCUACUAUUAUGGUUUAUAAUUUUUUUUCUCUCUUUCUAUUUUAUCGUUUCGUUUUGUUUUUUUGGUUUAUUUCAUUUUGAUUUUCUUUAGAAAUUAUCAUUUAAAUUUUCUCUUUUC